GAAGCACGGUGGUAGAGUGAGUGCAGCCUCUCGCCGCUUAAGCCAAAAGCUCUUCAUCUUUCGCUUCUGAGUUUAUGGGAUUUUGUGGAUUCGAUUCCAUUGGUUAAUCUCGAUCCUUUCGUCGGCCAUGGAACAUCAGAUGUUGAAGGACGACGAAACUGAGGAAGAAAUCUCCGAUUCGUUUCUCUGUUGCGUUUGCCUGGAACUUCUUUACAAACCAAUUGUGUUAUCAUGUGGUCAUCUAUCAUGUUUUUGGUGUGUUUAUAAGUCCAUGAACGGCCUGCGCCAGUCCCAUUGUCCCAUCUGUAGAGACCCUUAUCUUCACUUUCCGUCGGUCUGUCAAAAGCUCCAUUUCUUGUUAAAGCAGCUAUACCCUCUCGCUCACAGGAAGAGAGAGGAGCAGAUUCUAAAGGAAGAAUGGAAACGACGUUGUUUUUCUCCGCAGAUUGAUGCUGUCAUAGAUGAACUAAAGACUGCUGUAGAAUCCGGCUGCAAUGGAACUUCCGUAAAUAUCUCUGGUGGAGAUACUGUUUCCAAACGCCAGAGUAUCUCCUUGUUUCCAAAUUCAAGAAUUUCUUUAUGUUCUUGUGUACUGAUACCCACACUCUUGUCUUCUCCGGAUAAAGGUGACAGUCCAUGCAUCACCAACAAUGGAGAAUCCAUAGUGGCAGAAACUGCCGAUGAGGAUGAUUUGUCUAGGACCAAAAAAGACCGUAAGCAGAUAUCGAAAGAUGAUUUGCUCUGUUCGGCAUGUAAGAAGCUGCUCGUCCGACCUGUAGUUCUCAACUGUGGCCAUGCAUACUGCAGAGCAUGUAUUAUGAAUCCAACAGAAGAAAACAAGAAGAUCAGAUGUCAAGAAUGCCAAGUUUUGGACCCAAGGGGGUUUCCAAAAGUUUGUCUGGUUCUUGAGCAAUUUUUGGAGGAAACAUUCCCCGAGGAAUAUAUUUUUCGGAGCACUGAUGCCGAGAGAAAGCAAGCCCAGAAUGAUACGAUAAGGUCUCAAACUUUUCAUGAAGGAGGUCCAUCUUUACCAUCUACGAAUGAUUUUCUCUGGCGGGCACACUCUGGAUCCAACGUUCACAGAGGAGCCGGCUGUGAUUCUUGCGGCAUAUAUCCGAUAGUGGGGGAUCGUUAUAAAUGCAAGGACUGCAAUGAGGUUAUGGGGUACGACCUUUGCAACGACUGUUACAACACUCGUUCCAAGCUUCCGGGGAGAUUCAAUCAGCAGCACACACCGGACCACAGGCUCGAAAGCGUGCCCGUUCCUCGGUUACGUUUCGUGACUAGACUCCAUCAAAACAGAACCAAUUCCAUUGUUUUCCUUCCAGAGGCUUCUGCCAGAGACGAUGGGAGCGUCUCAGGCCGUGGUUCCAAUGAGGAAGAAGACAGUGCAAGAGAAUCGGAACAAUGACGAUGAGGAAGAGUCCAAUAACCGAAAUUAUUCAGGAUCAAGCUCUGUCUGAGAAUGACACAAAACUCAUGUCCGAAAGUGUAAAUAAAAGAUGCACUGAAACUUUGUUAACUUUAGGGUAGUUUUAUCGUUUUUUCCAAAUUGUGUUUUGAGGUGAGGAGGAUUGCGUGACGUC
This is a messenger RNA of Tarenaya hassleriana, 1586 nucleotides long. RefSeq names its product E3 ubiquitin-protein ligase PRT1-like. The transcript has 7 exons. Gene Ontology annotation, biological process: proteasome-mediated ubiquitin-dependent protein catabolic process. The record is from RefSeq and is a predicted model, not a curated record. Bases 128 to 1411 code for a protein of 427 amino acids. Gene Ontology annotation, molecular function: ubiquitin protein ligase activity; zinc ion binding. NCBI's taxonomy places the organism in Eukaryota, Viridiplantae, Streptophyta, Magnoliopsida, Brassicales, Cleomaceae.